AUGUCCGAACAACUGCAUCAACAAUUGAAAUCUUUAUUAGUUGAAUGUAUUCAACAUCCAGACCAACUUGACAUGUAUAUGGGCAAAAUUAUCGAAUUCUUCAAAGUUAAUGGUGAACAACUUUUUGAAACGAAUACAUCAUCUUCCCGACGAAAUAGCAGUAUUUUCGAUGGGGAUAUUUCUUCAAUACUUUCAUCAACCAAUCAACGUCGUCUCUCGAAUACUUACAAUGAAGCAGAUAUGGCGAAUAAUAUCAACAGUGUGCUCUAUGACAAUGAUGGUAUUGAUUGA
This is a messenger RNA of Rotaria sordida, 291 nucleotides long. The record is from the annotation of a GenBank genome assembly. NCBI's taxonomy places the organism in Eukaryota, Metazoa, Rotifera, Eurotatoria, Philodinida, Philodinidae.